Molecule: messenger RNA, 465 nt
Organism: Westerdykella ornata
Lineage: Eukaryota; Fungi; Ascomycota; Dothideomycetes; Pleosporales; Sporormiaceae
Exons: 2
Coding region: 1-465 (154 amino acids)
Source: RefSeq, a predicted model, not a curated record
AUGCAGUCCACACAUCCCGCUCAUAUCCUCAGCAUCCUCCUCACCACCCUUCUCACUCUCCUCGCAACCAUCGUCUCUGGUGUUCCGGCCCCAGCACCCGAUCCAGAGUUGCAAGCCACCGAAGCGGCAGUUCCCUCUCCACCCGGCCCAGCAGUCUAUCCUCCAACUCCAACCCUAGACGACAAGGACCAAGGAGUGUGCGAUCGCGCCGGCAUCUACAUCUGCAGGAACCCCAACUUCUCACCCCCCUGCACCCACCAAACCUUCUGCCUCGGCUCCUCUGACUCAUCCUGCACCCGCCUCGACGGCAAGGCCCUAUCCAUCGGCCCCGAUCCGGGCAUCACCUGUCUGUUUUACAGGAACGGCGUGUGCCGGAAUUUCGGCGACGGCGUGUUGAGGCUGAGGUAUCCUGGGAUAGCCAAGGUGCAGGGAAGGUUUUUCAGUUUUUUGUGUUUUAGGGGGUAG